UUGUGUCUCGUGGUUGUCCGCCCCCGGCCCCACCACGGCGAGGAGCAUGAAUCCACCGUCCAUUACUCAUGCCAGCAUCGCGAUGCGCACCUCACACCGCCCCAUCUGGUCUUUGUUCCCCCUUCCCUGCGCGUCCGUCUGUCUUUCCCUGCGUCUUUCUUACUUGACAACGGACCUCGGUGUUCCAGCUUCAUGGCGUCUUCCAGACGAGGUGAUCAAUCCAAUGGUACCAUUGAUCCACAAUCUGGAGCCCCACUAGAGCUUUCAGUUGCAUUUCCUCAAGCAACACCAGCAUCAAUCUUUCCUCCUGCAUCAUUUGACUACUAUCAGUUUGAUGAUUUGUUGAAUUCAGAAGAGAGGGCCUUAUGUAAAAGAGUCCGAGGUGUAAUGGAAAAAGAAGUAGCUCCAAUAAUGGCAGAGUACUGGGAGAAGGCUGCAUUUCCUUUUCACAUUAUUCCUAAGCUUGCUGAGUUAAGUGUUGCUGGAGGGACUAUAAAGGGAUAUGGGUGCCCAGGGCUCUCUAUUACUGCUAGUGCUAUUGCCACAGCAGAAAUUGCUAGAGUUGAUGCUAGUUGCUCUACAUUUAUUUUAGUCCAUUCUUCGUUGGCGAUGCUUACAAUUGCACUGUGUGGAUCAGAUGCACAAAAAGAGAAAUAUUUACCAUCGCUUGCCAAACUCGAUAAAAUAGCUUGUUGGGCAUUAACGGAACCAGAUUAUGGAAGUGAUGCUAGUGCAUUGAAAACAAUAGCCACUAAGGUUUCAGGAGGUUGGGUUAUAUCUGGCCAAAAACGAUGGAUUGGAAAUAGUACAUUUGCUGAUCUGCUAAUUAUUUUUGCAAGGAAUACUAGUACUAACCAGAUAAAUGGAUUUAUUGUGAAGAAGGGUGCUCCUGGAUUAAAGACCACAAAAAUUGAAAAUAAGAUUGGCCUGAGGAUGGUUCAGAAUGGUGAUAUUGUUUUGGAAAAAGUUUUUGUCCCUGAUGAAGAUAGGUUACCAGGUGUAAACUCCUUUCAAGACACAAACAAGGUUCUUGCUGUUUCACGUGUUAUGGUUGCAUGGCAACCAAUUGGGAUAGUGAUGGGAGUCUUUGAUAUAUGCAACAGGUACUUGAAAGAGAGAAAGCAGUUUGGAGCCCCAUUAGCAGCAUUUCAGCUUAAUCAGGAAAAGCUUGUUCGCAUGCUUGGUAAUAUUCAAGCAAUGCUUCUCAUUGGUUGGCGUCUAUGCAAAUUGUAUGAAUCUGGGAAGAUGACUGCAGGGCAAGCAAGCUUGGGAAAGGCAUGGAUUACCUUAAAGGCGAGGGAGACUGUUUCCCUUGGGCGAGAAUUACUCGGUGGCAAUGGAAUUUUGGCUGAUUUUCUAGUUGCAAAGGCAUUUUGUGAUGUGGAACCAAUUUACACAUACGAAGGAACCUACGAUAUAAACAGUAUGGUAACUGCCAGGGAGAUCACAGGGAUCGCUAGCUUUAAACCUGCUGCUUUGAGGAAAUCAAGUCGUCUUUGAUACUAUCUAUUUACUUAAGUGCAUGCUCUGUUAACUUUCCAGGCAUAAAUCAAAAUCUGCACUAUUGGACUCAAAGAUAAGAUACAUCCUGCAACUAAACUGACAGGAGUAGAAAAGAACAGGCCUUAAUUUGUGAUCGCCAGUGUUUUGAUUAUUAUUUCCAUGUCAAAUGCUAUUUCAGAUAUCAAAUUUGAAUGUGUAAAAUAAAAUAAAUAUCAUCUUAUUUUAUGCAUGAAAAUUUAAGGA
Molecule: messenger RNA, 1746 nt
Organism: Zingiber officinale
Lineage: Eukaryota; Viridiplantae; Streptophyta; Magnoliopsida; Zingiberales; Zingiberaceae
Product: acyl-coenzyme A oxidase 4, peroxisomal-like
Exons: 13
Coding region: 193-1500 (435 amino acids)
Biological process (GO): fatty acid beta-oxidation
Cellular component (GO): peroxisome
Molecular function (GO): flavin adenine dinucleotide binding; acyl-CoA dehydrogenase activity
Source: RefSeq, a predicted model, not a curated record